AUGAAGACUAUCUUUGUUUCGUUUCUCUCGAUGCUGCUCUGCCGGUGCGCUGCAGACGAAUACAGUCCAAUGCGGCGUACUUCGUUGUGGAGUUCAUUUGACAAGCCCCACCAGCGACACGAUCAUCCGCUUCGCCGGGAAGAGAAUUUUCGAAUCACAACCUUUCUGAGCGAAGACGAUCUCUUAUCCUGCCGAGACAAUCUAUUGGCAGCGGAUUUGGACAAAGAUGACCGGCUGACCCCCGAUGAAUACGCUAGCUUUCUUUCCGUACAGAGCUCGGACUCAAUUUCUGUUCCAUUCCGUGACCUACAAGCUCCCUUUAUUCUAAUCUACUACACCGAGGCGUGUGAUACCUGCUUUGAAGUUUCGAAUGAUGACGAGUGCUGUGUAGGUGAAAACGCGAACAUUGGUCUGGGUGACAGAGUGUCACCAGUAGAAGGUGACACUGUGGCUCCAACAAACGGUGCUAGUAGUGCCCCAACCACAGGGCAGCUUGCGACUCCAUCAGUCAGUCCCGUUGCUUCUACGGGCCCUCCAUCCGUCCCAACUGCAGGCCCUGCACCGGGAUCGAUUGCACCAACUCCGAGUGGACGGAUUGCUCCAACCAUGUCGCCUGUUGUCGUAGCGACCGUCACACCAACGGAAAAUCCUGCAAUUGCUACAACACCCAGGCCUUCGCUUGUCGUAGUACAGACCCCCACCCAAGCUCCUGUCGAGGCUCCAACGGGAGACGUGUGCAUCACUUUCGCUUAUGGCCUCACCAACGCGGCGAACUUGACUGCGGAAGAUAUUUUGAACGAAAAUGGUAAUAUGAUUCGGACGGGCCUGGAAGCUGCUACACGCUCCACCACGAUUAAUAUUCUGAACGAGACGUUCCCCCGAGACGGUACCACGAGUCGAGGCUUUCGGCGUCCCCGACCUCGCGAAAAGCGAAAUGGCGGUACCCGUCGAGCCUUAGCGGCUGGCUUACAGGAUGUAUACAGCGCAGUCCGAGUCUCUGAACUACUAGAUAGUCAUUUCGGUGACAGUGGAGCGUCUUUGCUAGGGCGGCACCACCGACGGACCUUAGAAUCACGCCGUCUGGUUUUCUACUCGGACGAUACUCCAGCACAGGUCUUCAAUGCGGUAGAUAAUCCAUUCUGCGGUCCGAACGAUAGUUGCGCGAUUGUGGAUACUCGAGUUUGCGUGUUUCUGGAAGAAGGGGACGAUCCCGCCGCGGUACAGCUGGCAUUGCUGGGUGGCUUUCGGGAAGCCAUCGACUCGGGCGCAUUCCAAGCGGCCAUUCCGCCCGAGUUUCUCCCCACAUCGUAAGCGUCGCUGACGAGACAAUGACGAAUAUCUGAGUCGAUUCGCAUCACGAAACGUGGUGCGCCAACCGUUGAUCUGGUCUCCUAUUGUUGUUCAUAAAACUGUAGUACAUUCACUGUAGCUCUGGUCC
Messenger RNA from Phaeodactylum tricornutum CCAP 1055/1, 1438 nucleotides. RefSeq lists its product with no specific name. The transcript is spliced from 2 exons. NCBI's taxonomy places the organism in Eukaryota, Bacillariophyta, Bacillariophyceae, Surirellales, Neidiaceae. Bases 1 to 1311 code for a protein of 436 amino acids. The record is from RefSeq and is a predicted model, not a curated record.